GCGGCGGCAGCAGCGCCAUGUCCUGGUACCGCAACACCGUGUGGUUCGUCAAGGGGCUGCGGGAGUACACGAGAGGUGGUUACGAGUCUGCUUCCAAGCACUUCAGCCCAGCUGAUGUAGAGGUGGAUGUUGCGGGAAGAUCCUUCCUAGUCACUGGUGCAAACAGUGGCAUUGGCAAGGCCACGGCCAAGGAGAUAGCCAGGAGAGGUGGCACAGUUCAUCUGGUUUGCCGAAAUAAGGAACGGGCUGAAGUUGCCAAGGAGGAAAUAGUGACAGAAACGGGCAAUCAGAAUAUCUUCUUGCAUAUUGUGGAUAUAUCUAAUCCCAAGGAAAUAUGGAAGUUUGCUGAAAAAUUCCAAAAUGAACAUAAAUUAAAUGUGUUGAUCAACAAUGCGGGAUGUAUGGUGAAUAGCAGAGAGGUAACUGAAGAUGGACUUGAAAAAAACUUUGCAACAAACACUUUGGGUACAUACAUCAUGACAACUGCCCUGGUGCCCCUCCUGGAAAAAGCAGCUGAUGCCAGAGUGAUAACUGUCUCUUCUGGGGGAAUGCUAGUUCAAAAAUUAAACGUAUCUGACUUGCAGUCGGAAAAUGGGCCUUUUGAUGGAACUAUGGUGUAUGCACAGAACAAGAGACAGCAAGUUGUCCUGACAGAACAGUGGGCAAAGGCUCACAGAAACAUCCAUUUCUCUGUGAUGCACCCUGGCUGGGCAGACACUCCAGCUGUGAGAUCAUCCAUGCCGGAUUUCUACGAGAGGAUGAAGAACUCGCUGCGCACAGAGGCCCAGGGAGCUGACACCGUCCUGUGGUUGGCAGUGUCAGCUGAAGCAACAAGGCUGCCCAGCGGCUUGUUCUUCCAAGACAGGCAACCAGUCCCUACUCACUUACCCCUAGCAUACACCCACAGUCCACCAGAGGAUGAAGAGAAACUAAUGGAGCUGCUAGAAGAGUUCUCCCAGAAGUUUAAAUAUGUUUCUCCAGGAACUUAAGUGUCUCUGCUGACACAGUGUCACCACAAAUGACAUAGUAACCUGCUGUUGAGGGAAAGUAGGAUGCCAUAGGCCUGUUAAAAAUGAAUUAGGUUCAGGUGUCCUCAUAAUGAGGCAGUAGAGUGGCACCUGUGUCAUUUUUUUCUGCUGUCAGCUCUCUCCCACUGUGAAUAUGCAGCUGCUGCCUCAAGACACACUAAGAAGAAAUAUAUUGGAAGGAAAAUUGAGAGGCAUUAAAAUAAACCCCGAGAUUUUGUAAAGUUACCUAGAAUAAUUUAAAACACUCAGCAUAGAGAAAUGCAGAGGAGUGUACUUUCAGUAGCCUUCAUGAAGGACUUCAGGAAAGAAGUGGGAAUGCUUUAAACAGCUUCUAACUGCUGUAUUUGACAGGUUGGUGGCUUCCUUUACUGCAUGAGGGUGAUUGGGCUCAAACAUGUAGCUGGGAAUGCAGAAACUCCCUUGCAGAACCUGCUUAGUUUAAAGGGAAGGAUUCCUCAUGGCCUUCAGUUUCUAUAAAUUAGAACUGGUAUGCAGAAGUGAUCUGCUUCCUCAUGUUUAAACAGCAAGAAUUUAGGAACACUGCCAAAUGCCUUCCACAUUACUUUAUGGCGCCAGGGCUAAAUAUUAUCCCAUUUAUGUCAAAAUACCAUGAAGUAGGAGGUUUCAACACAACACACCCAGACAUAGCUGGAUCCAGCAGAGAAAUGGCUGCAUGACUGUAGACACAAAAAGAAACAGCAUGCUAAGCUGUACCUGCUUGCCAUUUCUGUGAGAGAUUAAAGGAAAUUAUUUUAUCAUUAUGAAUAGAUUAAGAGGGGAAGGGAAGUAUGGCAGGGCACAGGUUUUAGAGAAGAAUUCAUGGAGGAGAAUGGAGGUUUGUAUUUUGUCUGGAUCUGUUUACUUCCAGCCACAGAGGACAGGAUUGAUCUUACCUGAUCUGUAAGGUCAUUUGAAUUACUCACUGAGUUUCUCACUGUAAAUCGGUAGAGAGAAGAAAGGGCUUUUUUCACAGGGAUUUACUGGAUCUAGUUUAAGAAACACCACCUCCAGUGCUGCAUCUUUCUAGUAGUGCUGAAGACAAUCAGCUCAGACUAAGACAUUCCUGUGGGACUCAUUUUGUCUUAAUUAUUUCAGAUUUACUGCAAAGCCAAGACUGUUAUUAACAAAUAAUACAUUUUCUCAUGAACUGAGUGUGUUUAUUAGCCAACUGCCUCCAGAACCCAGCCAAAUUGCUGCACUGUUUCACAUGUGGCUCAAACCAGUGUGGUAGGACCAAGGAUCUAAACACAAAUAUAACACAGGUGUUCUUGAGCUCUCUGCAGUGACUGGCAGCUAAAGACUGCUGAUGGAUAGAGGAGAACUCCUAAUGUCUGCUUUAUGCAAUUUAGUUUCCUCCUGGUUGAUGAUAUUUCCUCAUUAAUCAAAGAUCUCCUAUUAAGUAUCAGUUUAAGAAAAAACUGCUUUUUUCAGCCUAUUGUCAACCUCCUUAGAAAUAAAGACUUCACUGUCAGAGAGGCCCUGAGGAAAAUUUUCCCAUGAUAAGUAGUGCUGGGACAAGUCAGGCUGUCACAGCUCCUCCUGAAGAGGCUGGGUCAGCAUUCAAACUAUUGCCUCAUUUAUAAAUUAACUCUUUCUUGCACUACAGUGAAAGAAAACAACAGCAAAUCUCGUACAGAGGUUUAUUUCCUGCAAAUCCGGUAUUAACAUUUUCUAUGGUUUCAACCAGUAAAUACAGUUACCCAAAACAAGAGCAUGGUUGGAAGAAUAUAUAGUAACUACAUUUCUUAACCCAAUAGCUGCAAGGCUAAUAAAAAUAUUUGCAUUAUUUAGUAUUUAUGUCAAUUUGCUUCUCAGCUCUGCAGUACAGAAGAAAAGUUUAAUGAUUGGUAUUUAAAUAGUUCAUAAAAGUAAAAACUCUGCACUAUAUAUGUAAGUAUUUAACACAUUUUAGUCCACAUUCUGCACUAGUGUAUUUGAAUAGCCUAUAUUUUCCAUUUUGUGUCACAGCUUAAAAAUGAAGCCAAAGUUAAGAAAACUGCUUUAAUCAAAGUUUGGUCACAGUGUCAAAGAGCAGUAUGCUAUGGUUUAAGAGCACUUGUGAUUUAAAAAUAACUAAACCACAGGAACAGCAACUAGAAGCAAAGUCCAGACUCUCAAACACUUUGGUAUUAUGGUCCUGCUGAUGCUUUAUUUCAGCCUGAUUCCAUGAGAGCAAACAUGGCAUGUGGCUGCAAGCCAGCGAGAGAAUUUGUGUUAAUGCAAUCCAGAAUGACUUGCACCUUCAUGUAAGUGAAUACAUUUACAGACUCACAGAUUAUGCUGAGUCGGAAGGGACCCACAAGCCUCAUGGAGUCCAACUCCUGGCCUUGCACAGGGCACCCCAAGAGUCACAGCAGGUGCCUGAGAGCAUUGUCCAAAUG
Messenger RNA from Pseudopodoces humilis (Tibetan ground-tit), 3409 nucleotides. RefSeq names its product dehydrogenase/reductase 12 (gene DHRS12). Lineage: Eukaryota; Metazoa; Chordata; Aves; Passeriformes; Paridae. The record is from RefSeq and is a predicted model, not a curated record.